Molecule: messenger RNA, 1192 nt
Organism: Ipomoea triloba (trilobed morning glory)
Lineage: Eukaryota; Viridiplantae; Streptophyta; Magnoliopsida; Solanales; Convolvulaceae
Exons: 2
Coding region: 123-953 (276 amino acids)
Source: RefSeq, a predicted model, not a curated record
CAAACCCAACUCCGCACACAAUAAUCCUCUUUUUUCUGUGUCUCCCAACCAGACAACGAGCUGAGGCUGCUUGCUACUAAACUAGCCAUAGCCAUAGCCAGGAAGAAGACACUGCUGCUGCUAUGAUGGCAUGUAUGAUACCUAAUAAUCCCUCUCCUUCCGCAAUUCUACUAGUCCAGCAGCAACUUCAAUCCAAAGAUAAGCCACAACUCAUACCAAAGCAGCUGCUGCUGCUUUCCAACUCCUCCUCCUCCUCACCAUCAUUAUCUGCUUCAACUGUGAAGCUCUUGGACCUCCCACCCUCUCCCUCUCCUUCUCCCUCUCAUGCCAACUCUUGUUCUACCCACAAACCUCACCACAAAGAUGAUUUCUAUGUCAAUCUUGGUUCUGCCGUCCGCACCCUUCGCCAAGACCUCCCCCUCCUCUUCACCAAAGACCUCAACUACCACAUCUAUAGGGAUGACAUAACCUUCGUGGACCCCUUGAACACCUUUACCGGAAUUGAUAACUACAAAUUGAUCUUCUGGGCUCUAAGAUUCCACGGAAGAAUUCUGUUCAGAGAGAUUUCACUGGAGGUUUAUAGGGUUUGGCAGCCCUCUGAGAAUGUCAUAUUGAUCAGAUGGAACCUCAGAGGUGUCCCCCGGGUACCUUGGGAAGCCAAAGGCCAGUUUCAAGGCACAUCUACCUAUAAAUUAGACAGAAAUGGCAAAAUUUAUGAGCACAAAGUUGAUAAUCUUGCUUUCAAUUUCCCCCAGCCCCUCAGACCACCACCACCCGCUUCUGUUCUUGACUUAGUUACUGCCUGCCCUGCUGCUGCUGCAACUCCAUUCUUGUGGGCUCCUCCUCUUCAUGUGCAUUCAUCUUGGUUAGAGUUUUAUAGUGCUGUUAAGGACACAUUGGACCGUCAAACUUCCUCCACUCCUCCUCAAGAUUGCUUUCUUCCUUGCUCAUAAUCAAACUUCACUUCCUACUCUCUAGGAUUAUUUUUAUAUAUACUACACAUACAAGCUACUUAAAUUAUUAUUAUUAUUAUUAUAUUUCGUCAUGAUCUUGCAUACUAGCUCAGAGUUAUUGGUGUUUAUACAUGCGCAGCCAAGUAUAAAGGGAAUGAUGAUCUUAAGCUCUGCUACUUUUGUUCUUGCUAGUGUACAAAGUUGCAAAUAUAUAUAUCAAUACAUACAAAAUUACAAAA